ACGUGUAAAUUAUCAUUUGGACAUAAACAUGACGAAAUGAGGAAUAACAUUAUAUUUUAUCGCUAAAUCGGGACGAUUUCCACUAUAAUUUGAAGCAUUUUCACGUACUAUUAACAGCAAUAUGGAAAACGACGUCCUAACAACGCUUAAAAUUCUUAUUGUCGGUGAAAGUGGGGUUGGAAAAUCGAGUCUUUUACUGCGAUUUACAGACGAUACCUUUGAUCCUGACAUUGGAGCUACAAUAGGUGUUGAUUUUAAAGUCAAAACAAUUAGUGUUGAAGGCAAUAAAGCAAAAUUAGCUAUAUGGGAUACUGCUGGACAAGAAAGGUUCAGGACUCUUACACCAAGUUAUUACAGGGGUGCACAAGGAGUCAUUUUAGUUUACGAUACCUGUAACAUAGAUACUUUUGACAAACUUGAAGAAUGGCUGAAUGAAGUAGAGAUGUACUCAACAAAAAAAGAUAUUGUCAAAAUGCUUGUUGGCAAUAAAAUWGACAAGAAUAAUCGGGAGGUUGAUAGAAAACAAGGCCUUCAGUUUGCAAGAAGACACUCCAUGCUGUUCAUUGAAGCAAGUGCAAGAACGAAAGAAGGUGUUCAACUUGCUUUUGAAGAACUUGUUGAAAAGAUAAUUCAAACUCCGGGAUUGUGGCAGACAGACAGCAAAGGAAGUGGCCUUAGUUUGUCAUCAGAUGCAGCACAAGCCGCUGGCUGUGCUGGUUACUGUAACUUAACCUAACAAUACUGAAWACAUAUUAURGUAAAAACAAUUUGACCAUUCAGGCUCGUGGAUUACCAAGCAAUAGCCCAUGAGCUGAAUUAUCUUAUCCGUCCAAUCUAGCAUUCGUUUUCUUCAUUUUCUUACUACAAUAGUUUGUUUUUAAUGAAAUUCUGUAAAUUGAAGUCCACAAAAACACAACUGCAUUCGMUAUCAGGUAUUACAAAACUUGUCAACUAAUUGCCAUUGCUUCACUUUAUUCGAUUUGUAAACAGAUAAAAAAACGCAAUAACUCAAUAGAUUGCAAAAACCAUAUUCAAUUUUAUUAUUACUUAGUAUUGCUCAUGUAUUUCAUUGUAUAAAGUAGAAAUAUAACAAGCUAAUUCUUACAAACUACUUGAGGGUAUUCUAACGCACUAGUUAAAUUUGAUACAAAAGUUUUCCCCUCCGGUUUUUAAACAUCUGUAAGUGCCAGUACUCAAUAGAGGAGGCACAGUGAKAACAAUAAUAUUUAUUCCAAUAAAACAUGUUUCUAUAUA
Molecule: messenger RNA, 1254 nt
Organism: Exaiptasia diaphana
Lineage: Eukaryota; Metazoa; Cnidaria; Anthozoa; Actiniaria; Aiptasiidae
Product: ras-related protein Rab-18-B
Exons: 8
Coding region: 122-736 (204 amino acids)
Molecular function (GO): GTP binding; GTPase activity
Source: RefSeq, a predicted model, not a curated record